Messenger RNA from Leptomonas pyrrhocoris, 1812 nucleotides. RefSeq lists its product as hypothetical. Bases 37 to 1812 code for a protein of 591 amino acids. The record is from RefSeq and is a predicted model, not a curated record. Gene Ontology annotation, biological process: RNA processing. Lineage: Eukaryota; Euglenozoa; Kinetoplastea; Trypanosomatida; Trypanosomatidae. Gene Ontology annotation, molecular function: RNA methyltransferase activity. The transcript has a single exon.
AGAUUUUAAACGAUUGUUUCUAUUCUGUGAGCAACCAUGUCUGGUCCAUCCUCCGAGGCUGACGAGCCGCAGCAGGCAGUCCACAGGUCCGACACCGUGCAGCUGCACGAGCACAGCAAUGCCAACCUCUUGAAGAUGGACACGCACGACAAGUACUCCACCGUGAGGGCAAUCAAGAAGCUCAUUGUCAAAGCCCUGCCGUUAGAGCAGCGCGACCCGCCACCGCAGCCGCUACUGAAGGGUCUCAUCCGCAUCAACAAGAACCCCAAGAAUGCGUUUCUCUUUAUGGCCUUCGACACCCCCGAAGACCGCGCGGCGGCCUCGACGUUCCUGCAGACGCUCUCCCACAGGGGCCGUGCCUGGGAGGAGGCGACCGCCUCCACACGAGACCUGGAGCUGACACACAAAGGCCAAACGAAGCGCAAACGUGAGGGCGACGGCGCAGACGGCCCGGCAGCGUCGCGCAACAAGCUGACGCAGUACGAGCACCUCGCCAUGGAAGAGCAACUAGACCGCAAGAAGCGUCAUUGCCUGGACGUGAUGCGCGUUCUUCUGCCCUCGCGCGUCUAUGGCCACGACACCGCCUAUGACCGCUUCGUGGGCAUCUUUGCGUGCCCCGUCACAGAGGGCUACCGCAACCACGUGAAUCUCUCCUUCGGCUUCAGCGCAGACGGGACACCGGCGCUAGGGUUCCAGGAAGGCUCGCUGGUUGACGGCACGGCGGCCAUCAUGCCGGCCACAUUACCGGACAAGAACAUUAGCACGAUGAAUGCAGCGGCGAAGGUGGUGGCGGUGGCGCUGAUGGACGUCUACAGCGAAUUCAAAGAUCCUGCGAAGGGUGCUUUGGAGGUCUUCGACAAGGUCAACGCCCGUGGCUUCUGGCGCAAGCUGCAGGUCCGACACAACGUGAAGGGCGAAGUUAUGGUGGACGUCGAGAUGGACGCAGCGGCCGCGACGCCGGAGAUUUACUCGCAGGUGCGUCAUCGCCUGGUGGAGAUCCUCACAUCGGAGACCGUGCACGCCAAGCUGAUGAGCACUACGGGGCUAGCCACGGCCGCCGUGGUGAGUGUGCAGUGCCACUCCCACACCGGCAUCAGCUCCCUCCCUUUCGACGCCCCGCGCGACGUCCUCUACGGUGCGUUGACGCUGACAGAAACGCUCGCCGGUCUGCAGUACGAGCUGAGUCCAACUGCCUUCUUCCAGGUCAACACGCCCGGCAUGGAGGUGAUGCUGCAGAAGGUGACGGAGGUGGCGGAGCUGAACGCUGGCACGACGCUGCUGGACCUGUGCAGCGGCACCGGCACCAUCGGCCUGACUUUGGCCAAGUACGUGAAGAAGGUGAUUGGAAUUGAGCUGGUGGAGGCGGCGGUGGAAAACGCGAAGCGCAAUGCCGAGCGCAACGGUGUCGCCAACGCACAGUUUCGCUGCGGCCGCGUCGAGCAUCUCCUACCGUCCGUCAUCGAUGCCCUGUCGGCGGAGGAUCGCAAGGACAUCGUAGCCAUCCUUGACCCGCCCCGCGCAGGCGUCAACGGCACGGUGCUCAAGUGGAUUCGAGGGACGGAGACGAUUCGCCGCGUCGUGUACAUCUCCUGCGAGCAGAAGGCGCUGGAGCGCGACUGUCCUGGUCUCACUAAGCCUAGCACCAAGGCCUACCGUGGCACGCCCUUCGACGUGACGGCAGGCUUCGCGGUUGACCUCUUCCCCCACACGCACCACGUGGAGAUGGUGGCGGUGCUGAACCGCCGCGCUGAGGCGGAGGAGGAGCGUGAGGCAACUCCCGCCGCUGCCACGUCUGCGUCGCUCGCACAAUAA